ACACACACACACACACACACACACACACACACACACACACACACACACACACACAAAACUAUUCAUUCACAGAGGAGCCGGCUGUGGCUAUUUUUAGGAGGAGGAGGCGACAGGCAGCACUUGCAAAUAUUCCCAUAGCGCGUCGCUCCACCUUGAAUUAACGCAGGAUGUCAGCGUAAAGCCGUGCGUAAAGGAGCUGCGUGCGGCGCCGCGGAAAAGAGACGUUUUCCAGCCAGUUUGAGCUCAUUUUCUGGAGGAAAUUUUCCGCUCUGAUCGCCGCAAACGACGCACCGGGGCUCCUGAUUCACCUGCACAGACCUUCAGUGGAUCAGAUCGGACGCGUUACUGUCGCCUUUGAGGAUUCAAAAGAAGGAUUGUGUCUUUCAUUAGCUUUAUUUUUAUUAUUAUAACAGUUUUUUUUUUUUUUAAUUGUGUGUGGAGCCGGGACACAGAGCGAGCUGUCUCCCAUCAGGUGAAGAGCACAGAGAGAGAGAGAGAGAGAGAGAGAGAGAGCAUCAGACCCAGCAGAGAUGGCGAAAGCAGACCAGCGUUUUGGCCAGCGGGAUGGCUCCGACCAGAACUUUGACUACAUGUUCAAGCUGCUGAUCAUCGGGAACAGCAGCGUCGGGAAGACCUCCUUCCUGUUCCGCUAUGCCGACGACUCCUUCAGCAACUCCUUCGUCAGCACGGUGGGCAUCGACUUCAAGGUGAAGACCGUGUACCGCAACGACAAGAGGAUCAAACUGCAGAUCUGGGACACCGCGGGGCAGGAGCGUUACCGCACCAUCACCACCGCCUACUACCGCGGCGCCAUGGGCUUCAUCCUCAUGUACGACAUCACCAACGAGGAGUCCUACAACGCCGUCCAGGACUGGGCCACUCAGAUUAAGACGUACUCGUGGGACAACGCCCAGGUGAUCAUGGUGGGCAACAAGUGCGACAUGGACGAGGAGCGAGUCGUUCCUCCGGAGAAAGGGAAGCAUCUCGCCGACCAGUUAGGCUUCGAGUACUACGAGGCGAGCGCCAAGGAGAACAUCAACGUGCGGCAGGUGUUCGAGCGCCUGGUGGACAUCAUCUGUGUGAAGAUGUCGGAGCGCGUGGACGUGGAGGCACCGGUGGCUCCCGGCACCAAGACCACCAGACUGACCGACAAGCCCGCCCAGCUACCUCAGAAGUGCUGCUGAUCGCCCGCCGCUGCCGUCCACUCGUCUGCUCCGAGAAACCCUCAAGAAAAAGAAAAAAAACAGAAAAAAAUAUCGUAACAUUCCUCAACACACCGUCUCUGCUUUGGUCCAUGUGCGUGAGCGGUCAAUAAUUACUGCGAUUUUAACACUUUCAUGACCUCCCCCAUCCCAAAGUAUCCAAGAUUUGCCCUUACGCAUAUGAAGAAGCAGCAGUGGCAGCGUACUCCGGACAAAAUUUAAUUUGAGGUGUUGACAGAGGUUGUAGACCCAUUACUGGGUUCAUCACUUUUAGAACGUUAAACAAAAGCAGCACAGAAGAGUUAAUCAGAAAUCAUUGUUGUCCUGGUAACAGAUCAAAACCUCCAGAGAAAAGACAGGAAGUUUU
This is a messenger RNA of Labrus mixtus (cuckoo wrasse), 1569 nucleotides long. RefSeq names its product RAB3B, member RAS oncogene family (gene rab3b). Lineage: Eukaryota; Metazoa; Chordata; Actinopteri; Labriformes; Labridae. Gene Ontology annotation, molecular function: GTPase activity; GTP binding. Gene Ontology annotation, cellular component: plasma membrane; endosome; synaptic vesicle. The coding region runs from base 531 to 1184 and encodes 217 amino acids. Gene Ontology annotation, biological process: protein secretion; regulation of exocytosis; protein localization to plasma membrane. The transcript has 5 exons. The record is from RefSeq and is a predicted model, not a curated record.